UACAAUAACAAUCUGCUUCAGGAGUUACAAACGACGAGACAGCAGCGGUACCGCUGAAUCGGUCUGUUCCUCUGAUAGAGUAUUUCAUUCUGCAUUCAGUGGUUCAGUGUGUGGAAAAGGGGUUCUAUCUUCUAACAGGAAUACUUCCAUUCUAGCUACGUUUCUGAAAAUGCUGAUCUAGCCUGAUAUGCGAGAGUGGCCAGCGUUAGUUGUUUGAGUAGGACGCACAUGAGCGGGGACUGUAGUGUGGGAAAAUCCGCGGAUGUAACUGCGGCCUACAACACAACUAGGCACUCGAGAGCAAAUUUUGAACAUGGCAGAGGAUCCUCAGAGGAACUUUAGGUCUGCUUACUAUGAAAAGGUGGGUUUCAGGGGUGUGGAGGAGAAGAAAUCACUUGAGAUUCUCCUGAAGGACAAUCCACUUGAUGUGGAGAAGCUAAGUACGUUUAGCCAGAGGUUUCCAUUACCCUCUAUGUAUAGGAUCCAUGUAUGGAAAGUGCUACUUGGUAUACUGCCACCACACAGUGAUUCUCAUCCCCUGGUUGCACGAUACAGACGAGAGCAGUAUAUGGAUGUGAUAGCGGCUCUUCUGGCUAUGCGCUUUGUCCAUGCAGCAACACCAUAUACAGAGCGCUGCCUUCGCAUGCACCAGCUUGAGAACCAGCAACUGCCUCGCCGAUCAGAGCUCGCACAGCCAGGGGAAGAGGAUGAAGAUUUUUUGGCUAUUGCCAGGGCGAUGGAGGAAAUUGUAGAAGACCCAGUGGACUGUUACUGGCUAAUUAGGUGUUUUGUCAACCAGUUCAACCACAAGUUUGGUGAUUCUAUACCUCAUCUGCCCAAGAGUCUGGAGCAUUUCCUCUCCCAAGAGGACAAUCGUCUGCUGGCCCACAUGAAAGCUACUGGCAGUCUGGUGAUGUUGCCCUACUCUCUUUGGUUUAGACGCUGUUUUGCAGGCUGCUUGCCAGAGUCAAGUCUACAGAGGGUGUGGGACAAAGUGAUCAGUGGCUCCUGUAAAAUCUUAGUUUUCGUGGCAGUGGAAAUUCUGCUGAGCUACAAAAUAAUGCUCCUGGGGAUGAGUCGACCAGAAGCGAUAGUGAACUUCCUGAGCAAUAUGCCACAGGAGAACACAGAUGCCAUAGUGACCAAAGCCAUUGAUCUCUGGCACAAAUACUGUGGAACACCCAUGCAUUCUGUUUAAUGCUUGUGGAUAUGGAAUGUAGUACAUAGGAACAGACACUUCUGAGAAGUCUGUGAUGUGCUGUAGACUUAUGACUUUGUCAGCCCAGACAGCUGUUUUCUGACCCACACAGAGGCAGUCUUUACUAUGGUAAAUAACAUGAAACAGUCAGCUUUUAAGUAAGGUUUUGGUGUUAGUCUCUACUGUAGAGGCACUGAAAGACAAAAGAUCAGAACAGCCCCAAACUUUCACUUACUUUAAGUGUAUCUUUUUUUAAUAAGUUCUCUUUACAUCAGAAACUGCAUACAUCAUCCAGGGAGCAACAAUAAGUUAGAACAAGACAUGCACCUCCUCCUUUCAUGGAUUCUCUCAGUCCCAUAGCAGCAGAGGAGAGGAGCAUUACAGAAAGACUGUAAACAAAACCCACCACUCUUAACAUUACUUAACCCGCUCUUACUUUGAUCCAUAUGGACGCUUGCUCUCACCAGUGCCUAUUUACCGUUCUAUAUCAAAGUUGAUCGAAAUAUUUAAGGGAUGUAAAAUAUUUUCACAAACUGUGUACUUUGACAAGUUUUGUGUGAAGAAUGAAAAUCUAAAAUAAAAAAUCAUUUGACAAA
Messenger RNA from Pygocentrus nattereri (red-bellied piranha), 1794 nucleotides. RefSeq names its product TBC1 domain family, member 7 (gene tbc1d7). Gene Ontology annotation, biological process: negative regulation of TOR signaling; activation of GTPase activity. Gene Ontology annotation, molecular function: GTPase activator activity. The transcript has 8 exons. The coding region runs from base 314 to 1198 and encodes 294 amino acids. NCBI's taxonomy places the organism in Eukaryota, Metazoa, Chordata, Actinopteri, Characiformes, Serrasalmidae. The record is from RefSeq and is a predicted model, not a curated record.